Molecule: messenger RNA, 1300 nt
Organism: Marmota flaviventris (yellow-bellied marmot)
Lineage: Eukaryota; Metazoa; Chordata; Mammalia; Rodentia; Sciuridae
Gene: Oprk1
Product: opioid receptor kappa 1
Biological process (GO): neuropeptide signaling pathway; G protein-coupled opioid receptor signaling pathway; sensory perception of pain
Cellular component (GO): plasma membrane; neuron projection
Molecular function (GO): neuropeptide binding; dynorphin receptor activity
Source: RefSeq, a predicted model, not a curated record
CACAGCCGCGCAGGUGCCACCUUUCCUCGACCUCCAGCUGCAGCCUCCCCGCGAUGGAGUCACCGGUCCAGAUCUUCCGUGGGGAGCCAGGCCCCACCUGCGCCCCCAGCGCCUGCCUGCUCCCCAACAGCAGCGCUUGGUUCCCCGGCUGGGCCGAGUCAGGCAACGGCAGCGCCGGCUCCGAGGAAGCUCAGCUGGAGCCCGCGCACAUCUCCCCCGCCAUCCCCGUCAUCAUCACCGCGGUCUACUCGGUGGUGUUCGUCGUGGGCUUGGUGGGCAACUCGCUGGUAAUGUUCGUGAUCAUCAGAUACACAAAGAUGAAGACAGCGACCAACAUCUAUAUAUUUAACCUGGCUUUGGCGGAUGCUUUAGUUACUACCACCAUGCCCUUCCAGAGCACUGUCUAUCUCAUGAAUUCCUGGCCGUUUGGGGAUGUGCUGUGCAAGAUAGUCAUUUCCAUUGACUACUACAACAUGUUUACCAGCAUAUUCACUCUGACCAUGAUGAGUGUGGACCGCUACAUAGCUGUGUGCCACCCUGUGAAGGCUUUGGAUUUCCGCACACCCUUGAAGGCAAAGAUCAUCAAUAUCUGUAUUUGGCUCCUGUCAUCUUCUGUUGGCAUAUCUGCAAUAGUCCUUGGAGGUACCAAAGUCAGGGAAGAUGUGGAUGUCAUCGAGUGCUCCUUGCAGUUCCCAGAUGAUGACUACUCCUGGUGGGACCUCUUCAUGAAGAUCUGCGUUUUCGUCUUUGCCUUUGUGAUCCCCGUCCUCAUAAUCAUUGUCUGCUACACCCUGAUGAUUCUGCGUCUGAAGAGUGUCCGACUCCUUUCCGGCUCCCGAGAGAAAGACCGUAACCUGCGCAGGAUCACCAGGCUUGUCCUGGUGGUGGUGGCGGUCUUCAUCAUCUGUUGGACCCCCAUUCACAUUUUCAUCCUUGUGGAGGCUCUGGGUAGCACAUCCCACAGCACAGCCGCCCUCUCCAGCUAUUACUUUUGCAUUGCCUUGGGUUACACCAACAGCAGCCUGAACCCCAUCCUCUAUGCCUUUCUUGAUGAAAACUUCAAGAGGUGCUUUAGAGACUUCUGCUUUCCCAUCAAGGUGAGGAUGGAGCGUCAGAGCACGAGCAGAGUCAGGAAUACAGUCCAGGAUCCCACUUACAUGAGGGAUGUGGAGGGGAUGAAUAAGCCAGUAUGACUAGUCGUGGAGAUGUCUUCCUACGGUUCUCCAGGAAGAGAAGAGUUCAAUGAUCUAGGAUUUACCCAGAUUACGACUGCAGUCUGAGAGGAGAAGAUGGGUGUUUU